AUGUCUCUUGGACAAAUAGUUGAAGCUGAUAUGGUUGAUAGUUCGGGGAUUGCUCCAAAAGCAACUCUAGAACUUCUGAGUAGACAAGUCGGUGGAGGUCAGAAUCUUGGAUUCAUUCCUGUAAAUUAUAAAAAUUAUUUACGUUCAAAGCGUACAAGAGAAAUGAGGGUAGGAGAUACAGGGGCCUGUUAG
Molecule: messenger RNA, 192 nt
Organism: Prunus armeniaca (apricot)
Lineage: Eukaryota; Viridiplantae; Streptophyta; Magnoliopsida; Rosales; Rosaceae
Source: the annotation of a GenBank genome assembly